CCCAUUUCCCUUCUUCCUCAGGUCUUAUCUCGUCGGUCUGCUUUCUACGGUCUCAUCAUGUCUUCUCCUCGUCCCCAGUCUCCCGUCAAUGGCGGCGCCUCCGGCUCUACCACUGCGCGUCCCGCAUCACCAAAGCCCCCGGGUGGCCCUGCAACCGUCAUGCGAAGGAAGGCGGCCGCUGACCGCGCAGAGAAGUCCGCAAACCAGAGGCCAAGCAGCACGAGGGCGGCCGGUGCUGGAGGAAGCUCAAGCACUAUGUUGAGGCUUUACACCGACGAGUCCCCUGGCCUCAAGGUCGACCCCGUCGUUGUCAUGACUCUCUCCGUUGUCUUCAUCUUCAGCGUCGUUGCCCUUCACGUCAUUGCCAAGGUCAUGCGACGAUUCUCCGCAUAAAUGCACUUUCCCCUUGACCAUCAACUAUUUUUUAUCCAUGAUUGGCGCUCUGCAGCAGCGACGACAUCCUUCGUUUUUCGUCCCCCAAAACGACUCUUCUCCCGUCUCGCGUCUUCUUUCCUUUCUUCUCAGUAGCUGGUGAAUUGGACGAGCAAGAUGGGGCAAAGUUGGUCGGAAUAUAGCGAUACCUGGGCUUUGAUAACUCUUGCAUCAUUUUCAGGAUGCACCGACGGUCGGUGUGUUCGUGCAGGACAUUGGCGUGGUGUACUAUAGCAUUGCA
Molecule: messenger RNA, 673 nt
Organism: Aaosphaeria arxii CBS 175.79
Lineage: Eukaryota; Fungi; Ascomycota; Dothideomycetes; Pleosporales
Product: Pre protein translocase Sec Sec61-beta subunit
Exons: 4
Coding region: 58-393 (111 amino acids)
Biological process (GO): intracellular protein transport
Cellular component (GO): Sec61 translocon complex
Source: RefSeq, a predicted model, not a curated record